Magnolia sinica is the source of this 1608-nucleotide messenger RNA. Its product is annotated as G-type lectin S-receptor-like serine/threonine-protein kinase At2g19130. The record is from RefSeq and is a predicted model, not a curated record. NCBI's taxonomy places the organism in Eukaryota, Viridiplantae, Streptophyta, Magnoliopsida, Magnoliales, Magnoliaceae. Gene Ontology annotation, biological process: recognition of pollen. The transcript has a single exon. Bases 327 to 1292 code for a protein of 321 amino acids.
UGUCGGCCACCACCGACUGAAAGGCUGCAAUUACCAUACCAAGGACUAUUCCGGAACUAGUCUAUCGCGACUCAGGUGAGUGGUGCCAUUCAGCCCCAACUCGGAUCUGGGUUGGAGGAGUCAAUUCAAGUAGCCGAGUAUUUUGACCAUCUUUCAGACUGGCUAUACAAGUGAAGUGGUCAUAAUCUUUCAGUAUUCGCCACUGAACAUUUGGCUGUAUGGUUGGGUAAUCAGGCCUAGUGGAGUUUGUUUCCUUAACUCAUCGGCUAUAGGCGCCAUUCAAUCACCUUCCAUUGCUGGCGAAUUGCAAGCUUGUUACUCAUUCCAUGAUGGAAAGCAACUCCGGCAAACUGUUUAUUGUUCUGAGUUUCUCCAUAUUCUACUGCCUCUGCAUUCGAUUUUCCCAUGCGACGGAUACCAUCACACAAGACCAACCGCUCCCUGAUGGGAAGACCUUGAUUUCUGCUGGUGAGGUUUUCGAGCUGGGCUUCUUCAGCCCCGGCAAGUCGAAGAAUCGUUACGUGGGAAUAUGGUACAAGAAAGUCACGAACCAAACGGUUGUAUGGGUUGCCAAUAGGAAAAACCCAGUCUUGCAUUCAUCUGGUGUCCUUACAAUCAACAGCAACAAUGGAAAUCUGAUGAUCUUGGAUGAAAUUGGAGGCAACUUCAUGGUGACAUCUGAUUCUGCUACCAAUCAAACAAGUGCUUGGCUCUUGGAUUCUGGAAACCUCAUCCUGAUAGAAGGGAAUUCGAUGAAUGAUGAAAGCCGGGUCAUAUGGCAAAGCUUUGAUUAUCCUACCCAUACAUAUCUCGCUGGCAUGAAACUGGGAGUGAAUAGAACGAGUGGGCGAAACUGGUUCUUUGCUUCAUGGAUAAGUGAAGAUGACCCUGCUCCUGGGGACUACACUUUUGUAAUAGAUUCCAAUGGAUUGCCUCAAUUUUUUAUACAGAGAAAACGGCAAAACUACUGGAGUAGUGGCACUUGGAAUGGAGAGGUUUUCAGCCUUAUUUCUGGAAUGAUAAGAAGUACUAUCUUCAAUUACAGCUACAUAUCGAAUGAGGAUGGGGCAUAUUUUAUUUAUUCACUUUAUGAUAAAACUAUAAUUUCAAUAAUGGUGAUGGACGUGUCUGGGCAACUCAAGCAAUCGAUAUGGCAGGAGAACAGCCAAUCUUGGAAUUUGUUUUGGUCUCAACCGAGAGUGGCAUGUGAUGUUUAUGCUGCUUGUGGGGCUUUUGGUAUCUGCGAUGAUAGUACGUCCUUGUGCAAGUGCUUGCACGGGUUUGAGCCUUAAUCUCGAGGAGAAUGGGAUGCAGGUGAUAAAUCAAAGGGGUGCGUGAGGCGAACAGAACUGAAGUGUGGGAAUCAAGAUGGGUUCUUGCGGUUGAGUGGCAUGAUGUUUUCUGGUAACCCUCGAGUUCUAAAGAAUUCAAGUCUCAGCCUAGAAGAUUGCGAAUUUGAAUGCAGGAGAAACUGCUCUUGUAUUGCUUAUGCUUCUGCUCAUGACAACAGAACUGGAUGUUCCGUGUUGGAUGGAGAGUUGAUGAAUCUUCGUGAGACCUCCAGCAAUGUCCCUGAUCUUUAUGUUCAUCUCUCUGCUUCAGAGUUUG